Messenger RNA from Lucilia cuprina (Australian sheep blowfly), 574 nucleotides. RefSeq names its product U6 snRNA-associated Sm-like protein LSm2. Lineage: Eukaryota; Metazoa; Arthropoda; Insecta; Diptera; Calliphoridae. Gene Ontology annotation, biological process: mRNA splicing, via spliceosome. Gene Ontology annotation, cellular component: precatalytic spliceosome; Lsm1-7-Pat1 complex; U4/U6 x U5 tri-snRNP complex. Gene Ontology annotation, molecular function: RNA binding. Bases 111 to 398 code for a protein of 95 amino acids. The transcript has 4 exons. The record is from RefSeq and is a predicted model, not a curated record.
CUUCAGUUUAGUAAAAUAUCAGCUGUUUGGGACGCUAAAUUUUUUUUGCGGUUGUAGAAAACGUUUCUAACAAAUUUAACAUUUAAUAAUUUAUAAACAAACAAAGAAAAAUGUUAUUCUAUUCGUUUUUCAAAUCUUUGGUUGGCAAAGAUGUAGUUGUAGAACUAAAAAAUGAUUUAAGUAUUUGUGGAACUUUACAUAGUGUAGAUCAAUAUUUGAACAUAAAGUUAACUGAUAUUAGUGUAACCGAUCCGGAGAAAUAUCCGCACAUGUUGUCGGUAAAAAAUUGUUUUAUACGCGGAUCCGUUGUGCGUUACGUUCAACUGCCUGGUGAUGAAGUGGACACACAACUUUUGCAAGAUGCCGCGCGCAAAGAAGCGGUUGUUAGUUCACGAUGAAGCGUCCGGAAAAGAUAUUUUUCAUCAUGUGCAGGCAAUUCUAUGAAAUGCAUUUCAUUAACAUCAAAUUAACGAGCACUUUCAUAUAUACAACAACAACUAUUUAAUUUCGUAAUUCAUUGGUUGUAAGAGAAAUGUUUUGUUCCUAUUUUUGCAACUGAUUAAAUACAUUUAAA